AUGGCAUUCGAAAUUUACAUCCCUUCGUCACUCACGUUCCAAGACUACAUUGGAAUUACCCAGUGUGCCCGAACGCUCGCCGAUGGCUACGAUCGAAAGGACAAAUCUCGCGUGAGGGCCUCUCUAGCGCCCAACAUUAUCGUCGACUAUAGCAAAGUUGUACCAGAGUGGGGUCGCAAAGCAUUUACCGCGGAUGUAUUUGUCGAGGAGUGGCUGGGACCGACACACCUCGGAGUUAAGGCACUAGCAACACAGCAUCUACUCGGCGCACCCUACUUCAAAUCUGUUACCUCGGAGAAGAUCGUGGUGGAGUGGCAGCAAUUAGCGAGCCAUGGAAGACGAGUCCAGGGCGAGGAUUUCGCGCACCCGAUGUGCAAGAUUGACGAGAUCUCGGAUGGGAGGAGUUGGAUGCAACAGAUCUUUGUGAAGGUGGAUGGGCAGUGGCGUAUUUCUGAGAUUCGACCCGAGGUUCUUUAUCAUACCGGUGAUUUCUUGAAGGUCGGACGACCGGAUGAGGAGAGUGUUUGA
Messenger RNA from Penicillium cataractarum, 528 nucleotides. RefSeq names its product NTF2-like protein. Gene Ontology annotation, molecular function: scytalone dehydratase activity. Gene Ontology annotation, biological process: melanin metabolic process. Bases 1 to 528 code for a protein of 175 amino acids. The record is from RefSeq and is a predicted model, not a curated record. NCBI's taxonomy places the organism in Eukaryota, Fungi, Ascomycota, Eurotiomycetes, Eurotiales, Aspergillaceae. The transcript is spliced from 2 exons.